CCCACGGCCCCGCACAGCAGAGGACGUGCCUGGAGGCUGGGCCAGGACACCGGUGUGGCCGACGGAGAGGCCCACACGAGCAUGCCUAGGCCCCGCUGACCCCAGCCCAGAGCCAUGUCAGCCGGCCAGCAGGUGUGGCACACAUCCAUGCUGCCCAGCAGCCAAAGAAGCCCCCCAGCCUCAGGGCCCUGGUCCCCCAGCUCGGCCAGUAACCCUCUGUCUCCCGGCUCGGCCAGUAACCCCCGAUCCCCUGGCUCAGCCAGCAACCCUCGGUCCCCCGGCCCAGCCAGCAACCCUCUGUCUCCCGGCUUGGCCAGUAACCCCCGAUCCCCUGGAUUGGUCAGCAACCUCCGGUCCCCCAGCUCGUUCAGCAACCCCCGGUCCCCCAGCACACCUGGCUCCGAGAGGGUGGCCUCCCCACUCGAGUGCUCCAUCUGCUUUUCCGGCUACGACAACAUCUUCAAGACCCCCAAGGAGCUCUCAUGCACCCACGUCUUCUGCCUAGAGUGUCUGGCUAGGCUGGCUGCGGCUCAACCCGCAGGUCGCCCAGGCAGGGAUGCCGUGCCCUGCCCAUUCUGCCGGCAGCCUACCACCGUACCUGCUGCCGGGGCCCCUGCGCUUCGCACCAGCCGCCAACUGCAGGCCAAGCUACCCGCACACCUUCGGCAUGAGGAGUCCGUGUGGCUGGAGGGGACCAAGCUGUGCUACUGCCCUCCACCUACCGCUCCUGGCCACAGCCCCGGCUUCCUAUGUGUGGACGUGGGCUUGACCAAGCCCCCCGAGCUCCCUGUACCUGUACCCGACCCAGAGCCCGUCCGCCGCCGGGGCCGCCUGGCCCGCUGCUGGGACCGCUGUGGGGACUGGCGACGCUUGGCUCUCAUUGCGUCCCUGUUGCUGCUGCUCUUCUGCGUCGUGCUCUGGCCCGUGCAGUGCGCACUCAAGACCGGCAACCUGCGCUGCCUGUCCCGGCCCCACGUGCACACCACUGCUUCCCAUGCCGACACCACUCCCACGGAGUCCACCUUCUUCCUGGGGACCCAGACCCUCAGCUAGGGGCUCCAACGCACAACAUGGGCCAGAACCUGCUUGCUUGCAGCCUGGUGGACAGUGCUUCUGAGAUCCGAGUGAAGUCCAAUGACCCUGAAGACCCCAUUCUACCGGUUCCCGGCUUCUGCUCCCGUGGAGUUGAGAGAACGGACGCAAGCUCAGGAGAGAGCACUGGAAAGGAGGAUCUGGCCAAUGAUCUUACCGUAUCA
Suncus etruscus (white-toothed pygmy shrew) is the source of this 1256-nucleotide messenger RNA. RefSeq names its product ring finger protein 223 (gene RNF223). The transcript is spliced from 2 exons. Gene Ontology annotation, biological process: protein ubiquitination. The record is from RefSeq and is a predicted model, not a curated record. Bases 115 to 1053 code for a protein of 312 amino acids. Gene Ontology annotation, molecular function: ubiquitin protein ligase activity. NCBI's taxonomy places the organism in Eukaryota, Metazoa, Chordata, Mammalia, Eulipotyphla, Soricidae.